CAUCACUGCUCAUCAACAUAGAAAGAGAGAAUCAAUCAGAGACCAAAUGCAGGCUUUGGCGGGUUUCCAGAAAGCCAGCCUUGAAAUUGAUACUUGAGCUUUCAAAAUCCCAGAACAGCUCCACCUCACCUUAUUAAACCCUCCCCUCUCUUCCCAUUUACUUCUUAUUUACUCUACCCACCCAUAAACCACUCCCAUUUUGCACACAAGUCCCAUUUUGGAAUCUUCCCACUAAAGACUAGCAGAGAGCAAGCUCUUCCUUCUACAUUAAGCACCAUCAUCCACAGAUCCACAGCUCAGCCUCAACGGAAAACGAAGGCGGGGGCUUAAUGCUACCGAGUGUAUAAUAGACUGACUGUCCAGAAAUGUCGAGGAUCGCUAAGUGGAAGCUUGAGAAGACAAAAGUGAAAGUCGUUUUCAGGCUACAAUUCAAUGCCACACAUAUUCCCCAAAGCGGAUGGGAUAAGCUGUUUAUAUCUUUCAUACCUGCUGAUUCUGGAAAGGCGACUGCAAAGACAACCAAAGCAAAUGUGAGAAAUGGAACAUGCAAAUGGGGAGAUCCCAUCUAUGAAACUACACGACUUCUACAAGACACUAAAACAAAGAAAUUUGAUGAGAAGCUCUAUAAACUUGUGGUGACCAUGGGUUCUUCACGGUCUAGUGUCCUUGGGGAAACCAAUAUCAACCUUGCUGAUUAUGCAGAUGCGUCAAAGCCUUCUGCCGUUGCACUUCCCCUCCAGGGAUGUGAUUCUGGAACAAUUUUACACGUAACUGUACAGCUGUUAACUUCGAAAACUGGUUUCAGAGAGUUUGAGCAGCAGAGGGAGCUCAGAGAGAGUGGUCUAUGUACAACAUCAGACCAAAGCAGAAAUGAUGUAUCCACUGCUAAAAGAAUAUCGUCUUCUGAAGAUACAGUCAAUGCGAGAGUUAGAUUCAGAGAAGAACUCUCUCCCCUUGAAGAGGACAUUGGGAGGAAUGAAGAGUAUCCGGACUCAACUGUAGGGUUUGAUGGUUCGUCCAAUACUUCAGAAAGUUUAUAUGCUGAAAAACAUGAUACCUCGAGUACCCAUGAGAUUGACAGCCUUAAGAGUACAACCUCUGGUGAUUUGGGUGGACUGUCCCUUGGUCAGAGUCCUCGAAAAGAUAAAGGAGACCCCUCUGAUCAACGUUUCUUGGCACAGGGGACCAGUGAGUGGGCUCAUAGCUGGGCUUCUGACUAUUCUGGAGAUGUUGAUUUGCCAAAUGCCUACGAGGAGAAUAGUAGACUUAGAGGAAGCCUGGAAGAAGCUGAGUCAUCAAUUCUUGAGCUUAAGCAGGAAGUAAGCUCUUUACAAAGCCAAGCUGAUGAAAUAGGAGUCAAAGCACAAAAGUUUUCCCUUCAACUUGAUGCAGAAAUAUCUUCAGGCAAACAGUUGGCCAAAGAAGUUUCUGUACUGAGAUCAGAAUGUUCAAAAUUGAAAGAAGAUCUUGACGAGCGGAAAAACACCAGAUUAAGAAUUCCAUUCACCAGCAGAGAAGCUAUUGAGACAGGCCAGGAUGACUUUUUGCAUGAGUUACAGCUCAGGUGGUUAAAGGGGCUUGGGGAUAUGGAGGAUAAGAUAAGAGAGCUUCAAACUAAAGCAACCAUCGGAGCACAUGAGAGGGACUUCAGGUCCUUUCAUUCAGAUUUAGAGGCAUUGGUUGGUGCUCUGCAAGAUUUAAAGCCAGUAACUGGACAAGCAAUUUUGGGGAUGAACAAGGGAAGCACAAAGGAGACAAAUGCAAUGAAUGUACAUAAAGAUGAGCAAUUAGCACUAGGAACUAGUUUUGAUGCAGAUUUCUAUCCUGAAGGUAUGUUUCAUAGCCUAAGUAUGCCUGGCUUGGUGUCACAAGAGUUUGACUCUUUAGAUGCUACAAAUGCAAUUAAAAGCAAAUUGUUUGAGCUUUUAAGAGAAUUAGAUGAAUUAAAAGCCGAGCGAGAGAGCCUUGCAAAGAAAGCAGACCAGAUGGAGUGCUACUAUGAAGCUCUCAUUCAUGAAUUAGAAGAAAAUCAGAGGCAGAUGUUGGGGGAGUUGCAGAGUCUCAGAAAUGAGCAUUCUACCUGCUUGUACACAAUUUCAUCUGCUAAAGCUGAGAUGGAGAGAAUCCAGCUAGAUAUGAGCAAUGAGAUAAUAAAAUUUUCUAAAGAAAGGCAUGAUUUGGAUGCCCUCACAAAAGAGCUUGAAAGAAGGGCUUCUACUGCAGAAGCAGCACUUAAAAGGGCACGCUUGAAUUACUCCAUUGCGGUGGACCAUUUACAGAAGGACCUUGAAUUGCUUUCUUCUCAGGUUCUAUCCAUGCAUGAGACUAAUGAGAACCUCAUUAAGCAGGCUUUUGCAGAUUCUGUGCUUCCAAGCUUUCAGGGGCGUGAGGUGAUGAUUCGGAAUCCGAAACGGGAAACAGAGACUUUUCAUGCUGAAAAGCACAAGCAGCAUCCAAAACAAAGCAAUGGGGUAAAAAGACAACAUUUAGACGGGGAUAUACUAUCAGAUGAUUUAAGAAGGUCUCUCCUCUUGCAGAAGGAAACAUACCAAAAGGUCGAAGAAGAAGUUUACGAAGUGCAUCUGGUGAACGUAUAUUUAGACAUCUUCUCAAAGACCCUAGAGGUUACAUUGAUUGAAGCAAGUGCUGACUUUGGAUUGCUGAAAGAGAGGGUGCUUGAACUUACACAACAGCUGGAGUUUUCAACUGAGUCAAAGGAGUUAUUGAUACUGAGGCUACAGACUGCCUUGGAUGAGAUUCACUGCCUGAAUGAGGACAAGGAUAUUUGGGCUUCAAAGUGCAGUGACUUGACUCUAAAGAACCAAAAUUUGGAACAAAAUUUUCGGACUGCCAUCAAUGAGUGCAAAGAUACUUGCAAUUCAAAGUGCAAUGACUUAACGCUAAAGAACCACAGUAUGGAAGUAGAGUUGCAGAAUCUUACAAGAGAAACUGAUCUUCAAGCCCAGAAGAUUGCUGAAUGGGAAGAUCUUCUAAAAGAAUAUGAGACCUAUGAGAGCAAAUAUAAAGACUGCAGUGCCGAAAAGUUGGAGUUAGCAAAUUUGUUGGAAAGACAAACCCUAGAAAAUAAGAAUCUUCAAAACAGACUUUCGUCUUUGGAAGAAGAGUUAAAAGCUGUCAGAAAUGACUGGCGCGAGCUGGCAUAUGCGAAGGAGGGUUUGCAGAAUAUUGUAAAUUCUUCACAGGGUAAGUUGCGGAAUCUGUUGGCUUCUUAUGAUGAAAAGUAUGAAGGUCUGUCUCUGCCUCUCUGUCAUGAAUAUAAUUAUCAGGAUUUGGAAUCCAGAGAUUUAACUGUUGUGGUGGAUCAAAUAGAAGAGCUUCAGCACAAUGUAUAUGAGAAGAUUGUCCUGCUUAUGGAAGAGAAGAAUAAUCUAGUUCAAGAAAGAGAUAUAGCUCAAAUGUCUUUAAGAGCAGCGGAUUCUGAUAAUAUGAUCAUGAAACAGAAAUUUGAACGGGAUCUACUAGGUAUGGUGGAUAAACUGGAUGUUUCAAAUGCCCUGGUGCAAAAUCUUCAGUUGCAAGUUGGGGCUGUUGCUAACAAACUUCAAAUUAGCUCAGAAGUUGAAGAGAGAUAUGCACAGCAGCACAAAGAACUAUUGAUUGAUCUUGAUCAGUUGGAAAUGGAGCUCCAGCAAAUUUCUUCCAAAUACCAGGACCUUGUGGAGGAAAUUAUGGCACUAGAGACUGUAACCGACGAACUGGAGAGGUGUAAAUUGACUAUAGCAGCAUUAACUGAGGAACAAGAAGCUCUACUGGCAUCCUUGCAGGAUAAAACUGAAGAAUCUUUCAAGCUUUCUAUGGAGGUUAAUAGUUUGCAAGGCAGUUUGCUGUCAUCACAUGAUGAGUUGCACAUUGAGAAAAAUCACAGAGAUAAGUUGGAGAGUGCAGUUUCGGAUCUCACUGCCCAAUUGAAUGAAAAGUAUAGUCAGUUUCUAAAUUUUGAUCACCAGAAGGAUGAGCUGGUCCACCUCAAACAGUUGUUAUCAGAAUCAGAGCUAGAGAAAUCAAGAGUUUGUGGUCUCUUGUUGGAUACUGAGAAAUGUCUAAAUGAUGCUCAUGAAGAAUGUUGCUCUAUAUCUGCUUUGGAAGCCCAGCUAUCUGAAAUGUUUGAAUUUUCAAUAGCUGCUGAUAUUGUACUCGCUUUUACAAAGGCUCAAUAUGAGACCAAGAUUGAAGAACUUGAUCAAAAACUUCAGUUUUCUGGUAGCUGUCUGUCUGAGCUUCGCGACAAUCACCUUGGUGUAGAAAAUAUGCUUAACAGAUGUCUUGCUAGCGAAAGGCAUUUAGUUGAAGCGAACACCAAACUGAUGGCUAGAUUAUCUGAUGCUGCUGAAGAAUGUUCUUUGAUUUCUGUUCUGGAAGCUCAGUUGUCUGAAAUGCAUGAAAUUUCAAUAGCUGCCGAUGUUGGACUCACCUUUGCAGAAGCUCAAUACGAGGCCAGGAUUGAAGAGCUUGGCCAGAAACUUCACUCUUCUGAUAUCCACCUUUCUGAGCUUCGCAACAAUCAGCUCGAUGUGGAGAAUAAGCUGAAUGACUGUCUUACUAGUGAAAGGCACUACAUUGAAGAGAACACCAAAUUAAUGACAAGUCUCAGCUCACUGAUGUCUGACUUAGAAGCCUCCAUUGCUCAAAACAGGAUACUUCUUGAUACAAACAGUUCCUUGAGGACAGAACUUGAGGCAUGCAAGCAAAGAGCUGAAAAUUCAAAAGCUCAAUAUGAGUCCAGGAUUGAAGAGCUUGACCAGAAACUGCACUCUUCUGAUAGUCAUCUUUCUGUGCUUCACAACAAUCACCUUCAUGCGGAGAAUAAGCUUAAUGAAUUUCUUGCUAAUGAAAGGCAUUAUAUUGAAGAGAAUACCAAAUUAAUGACAAGUCUGAGCUCCCUUAACUCUGAGUUAGAAGCCUCCAUUGCUCAAAACAGGAUACUUCUUGAUACAAACAGUUCCAUGAGGUCUGAACUCGAGGAGUACAAGAAAAGAGCUGAAAAUGCAGUGGCUAUUGAUCAUGUGGAUAGAAGUCAGUGUGCUCUUGAGAAUGAAAAGCUGGAGCAUAUAUCAGUGAUUUCUGAAGAAGAAAUUGAUAACCUGAUAUUCUCCAAGGAAGAACUAGAAAUCAAUCAUGUAGUGCUCAAAGCCAAGUUGGAUGAACAGUACAUGCAAAUAACCUCUCUGGAAGCAUAUAAAGAUGAAAUGACGUUGAUGCAUAAUAAUGAAUGCAAUGACCUUAAACAGAGGCUUGCUCAACAGGUUGUGAAGGCAGAGGAGUUUAAGAACUUGUCCAUCCAUUUCAAGGAGCUUAAAGACAAGUCUUGUGUUGAGUGUCUCCAUAUGCCUGACAAAAGAGAGCUAGAAGUGCCACUAGCUGCUAUGCACGAGUCCUUAAGAAUUGCGUUCAUCAAAGAGCAAUAUGAAAUCAAGCUGCAAGAACUAAACCAACAACUUGUUAUCUCCAAAAAGCAUUGUGAGGAGAUGCUGUGGAAACUACAAGAUGCAAUUAAUGAAGUUGAUAACAGGAAGAAAUCUGAAGCUACUCAUGUAAAGAGAAAUGAAGAGCUAGGAAUGAGGAUCUUGGAGUUGGAGUCUGAACUACAAUCAUUGCUCUCUGAAAGGCGUGAAAUAAUGAAAGCAUAUGAUCUGAUGAAGGCCGAAAAGGAAUGUUCAUUAAUAAGCCUCGACUGCUGUAAAGAAGAAAAACAGGAGCUUGAAGCAUCUUUGCAGAAGUGCAACGAGGAAAAAGUUCAAAUUACUUUAGAACUCACUUCAGCAAAAGAUUUGCUUCAGAGCUCUUCACCUUCUAACCAGAGAGAAGGGAACGAAAAAUUGCACAAAGAAUAUAGCAUUUCUAAUGAAACAGCUGGACCUGAAUGCUUGAGUUCCAUUGAUGAACCAGAAAAGGAUGAUAUUCUAUCCAGAGGUAUAAAUGGAAUUCCUAGUGCUUUACCUUCGAAACAAACAGACGUGCUUAAUAGUGACAUGAAGCAUUUGGUUCUUGCCAAUAACCAAUUCAGGUCCCAAAACCUAAGAUCUAGCAUGGAGAACUUGAAUAAGGAGUUGGAAAGGAUGAAACACGAAAAUUUGCUUCCUCUAGAUGAUCAUCAUCAUGACUCAGAUUUUCCUGGUUUACAAAGAGACCUGAUGCAAUUAAAUAAGGUUAAUGAAGAAUUGGGAAGUAUUUUUCCUUUGUUCAACAAGUAUUCUUGCAGUGGCAAUGCAAUAGAGAGAGUACUAGCUCUGGAAAUUGAACUUGCAGAAGCAUUGCAGGCAAAGAAGAAAUCAGCCUUCCAGUUUCAGAGUUCUUUCUUGAAACAACACGAUGAUGAGGAAGCAGUGUUUCACAGCUUUAGAGACAUAAAUGAGCUAAUUAAAGACAUGCUGGAAGUUAAGGGAAGAUAUGCUACUGUGGAGACCGAACUGAAAGAAAUGCAUGACCGUUACUCUCAGCUAAGCCUUCAGUUUGCAGAGGUUGAAGGCGAGAGGCAAAAACUCUUGAUGACUCUCAAGAAUGUUCGAGCAUCAAAGAAAGCAUUGUACUUGAACCGCUCAUCAACAACCACUAUACUGGAUCCUUAGUCAAAAUUGUAGCUGCAUACCAUCUUGAAGAAACAACCCUCUGCAGGGUUAAGAGGCUAAAAAAUGAAGUUCCAGAGGGCUUGAUGCGUUAUGUCAUUGAUCAUGUUGAUGAUGAAUAAUGACGGUCAACUACGCUGCUGGUGGGGAAAGUUUUGCAAGUUAGAAGACUGUUGAAAACCAAGGAGAAGUGUAAAUAACAAAAUCAGCUGGUUUUGUUUCACUGGUUGAUAUAGUAUCACUAGUACAUAAUUUUUCGUCUUGUAUAUAUAGCUUCAAGUCCCAUAGUUGCCAAUUUCAAUUUGAUGCAAAAUUGAUGGGUACUAUUACAUUGUGCUUUGGCUACCUGGGCGUUAGUAAAGGCUUGUCCAGAGCCUGAAUUCAACAAGGAAUUGAUAAUUUCUGGGUUAAAAGGACAGACGCUCGAAAUUGAUG
Argentina anserina (silverweed cinquefoil) is the source of this 7019-nucleotide messenger RNA. RefSeq names its product COP1-interactive protein 1. Lineage: Eukaryota; Viridiplantae; Streptophyta; Magnoliopsida; Rosales; Rosaceae. Bases 366 to 6587 code for a protein of 2073 amino acids. The record is from RefSeq and is a predicted model, not a curated record. The transcript has 11 exons.